AAAAAUUUUGGCCCCAAGCCCACGUAUUCGUUCUCAUUCGCCAUUUUCGUCUCUCAAAUCCCAUCUCUUUCUCCAUUUCUCUCACGCCGAGCUCUUCGCUCAAAAUCUUCAAGACCCAGUUCUUCUUUUUACUCCUCCACCCCAUAAAUUCAAUCCCUCCAUUUCAAUUUUCUCCCCUUUCCUCUACUUCUAACCAAAUUCCCAACACUAUCGCAGCUCAAUUACACAAUCCCUAGUUUCCAUUUCCAACCCUUUCUUUUGCAAAAUGGAUUCCUCUACUCUCUGUGCUUAGUCGAACAAGACCCACCUCUGAUUUCACGUUUCUUCCAACCCCUUUUUAUCGCAAUCUGUGUUGGGGGUGGGAUUUGAUCUGAAUUGAUGAUUCUUUUCGAAGAGGAAAGUGGUAUUUCUUCAAGAAUCAAGCAAAAUGAAGGGAUAUGCAUGGGUCUGGAGGUGAGAGGUGGAAACAGAGGCGGCACAUGUGGCCGGUCCAUUCUAAUUCGACAGCUGUAGAUUGCGAAUUAUCCGCUCCAGAUUUCUUUCUCAAAGAUGGGCGUAAAAUCCAAGUUGGUGAUUGUGCUCUUUUUAAGCCACCUCUAGAUUCUCCUCCUUUUAUUGGAAUUAUACGUUCACUUAAGUCGGACAAGGAGGCUAAUUUAAGGUUAGAUGUGAAUUGGCUUUACCGGCCUGCUGAUGUAAAACUUCCCAAAGGAAUAUCGUUAGAUGCUGCACCAAAUGAGAUCUUCUACUCAUUUCAUAAAGAUGAGAUUCCUGCCGCAUCAUUGCUCCAUCCAUGUAAAGUUGCAUUCCUCCGCAAAGGUGUUGAACUUCCAUCGAGCAUUUCCUCAUUUGUGUGCAGAAGAGUGUAUGAUACUGAUAACAAGUGUUUAUGGUGGUUAACUGAUAGAGAUUAUAUUAAUGAACGUCAAGAAGAAGUAGAUCAACUAUUAGAAAAGACAAGGCUAGAAAUGCAUGGGGUGAUGCAGUCUGGAGGCCGUUCACCAAAGCCCUUGAAUGGUUCAGUUCCAGUUGUGCAGCCAAAAUCUGGUUCAGAAAGUGUACCAAAUAGUUCCCUUCUCACUUCACACAUUAAAAGCAAGAAAAGGGAACGGGGUGAUCAGGGGUCUGAACCCACUAAGAGAGAGCGGUUACUUAAAGCAGAAGAUGGGGAAUUUAGUCAGUUUAGAUCAGAAAGUAUGCUAAAGAAUGAGAUUACAAAAAUUACUGAUAAAGGAGGACUUAUUGACUUUGAGGGGGUUGAAAAAUUUGUCAAACUUAUGCAACCUAAUAGUUCUGGUAAGAAAAUAGAUUUGGCUGACCGAAUGAUGCUUGCCGAUGUUAUAGCAGUCACUGAUAGGUUUGAUUGUCUAGAAUGGUUUUUGCAGCUCAGGGGUUUGCCUGUACUAGAUGAAUGGCUUCAAGAAGUUCAUAAGGGCAAAAUUUGUGAUGCCAAUGGCACAAAAGGAAGUGAUAAAACUGUCGAGGAUUUUCUUUUGGCUCUACUUCGUGCUCUGGAUAAACUUCCCGUGAAUCUCGAUGCUCUUCAGACUUGUUACGUUGGCAAGUCUGUGAAUCAUUUACGUACACAUAAGAAUUCUGAAAUUCAGAAGAAAGCAAGGAUUUUGGUAGAUACUUGGAAGAAACGUGUGGAAGCUGAGAUGGAUGUUAAUGAUGCGAAGUCUGAAUCAAGUCGUGGUGUCUCAUGGCCUUCUAAAUGCGAGCCUUUGGAAGUUUCUCAAGUAGGGAGCAGAAAGGCUGGGGGAUCUGGUGAUGAUGGUUUAAAAAGCUCUACACAUUCUAACAUGUUUAAACAUUCUCAACCUAAGUUCAGUCCCACUGAAAUGGUUGUAAAAUCAUCUGUAUCGUUGAGCACCAUAAAGGUUUCUUCAACCAUGGGUGUGUCAUCAAAGGAUUAUAACUUCAAAACACUAGCUGGAAACUCAGAUCUUCCCUUGACUCCAAUUAAGGAGGAAAGGAGCAGCAGUUCCAGUCAGUCCCAAAACAACAGUCAAUCAAGUGAUCAUGCAAAAACUGUGGCAUCUUCAUGCAAAGAAGACACUAGGAGCUCAAAUUCUGGUUCAGGAAGCGUUAGCAAAGUUUCUAGUGGCGCUUCUCUUCAUCGGAAAUCGAGCAAUGGUAUUCAUUUGAAUACUCUCACAGGAACACAGAAGGCAUCUGGUUCUGGAAAACAUAAUGCCGUAAGUAAGGUCUUGACUACUGACAAGGCCUCUACUACAUCACGUGAGAAAUCUCCAGACGCCUCUCUUGUUGAACAUGGGUAUAGUCGAUUUGUUGUAAAGUUACCAAAUACCUGUAGGAAUCCUACAGGGACUUCUAGGGCUGUCACCGAAGAUCAAGUUGUUUCAUGUCACAAAGGAUCUCUUCAUGAUGAGGCUGGUGAUAACCAUGAUAAGAAAGCUAAUGACAGAUGUGAAUUGCUUGGGGCUAAUUUUGGAACUGAACCAAACUCAAACCAAUGCCAUAAGAAAGAUCAAUUUUUCAUCUCAGAGGGCAAAGAGAUAGCUGCCUGCGAUGAACAAUCCAGACUUGCCGAAGCCAAUGAACUGGAAUCUGAAACUAUUGCCUCAUCGACUGGAAUUAUAUCUAGGCCUGGAAAAACUUAUGAUGCUUCUCUAAGCUCCAUAAAUGCGUUGAUUGAAAGCUGCGCUAAAUUUUCUGAGACUAAUACAGCAUCAUCACCAGGGGAUGCUGUAGGGAUGAAUCUUCUUGCUAGCGUGGCUACUGGCGAAAUAUCUAAAUCUAAUGAUGCAUCUCCAUUGGAUUCUCCCCAGGAACGAUCACCUUUGGCAGAGGAAUCUUCUGCUGCCAAUGAUGGACAAUUGAAAAUUUUGCCUGAAGGAAUAGCUAAGCAUAAAUGCGAUGAAGCUGAUGCUAAUGGCGAGUCUACGGACUGCACAUCUUCUGAGCCUCUUGGCAGCAAUAAUAUGUUGCAGGAUAGAAAUGUGACCUCAGCUGACUACUCCAGAGAUGGAAGAGGUACUGCAUUGGGCACUUCAAGGGACUGUAUUACGCCAUCAAAUGUGCAGCAACACAUGGAAAAGGCACCUUUGAAGUCUGAUAUAAAACCUGAUGCUGAAGCAUGCGAUGCCUCUGUAGCUGUCUGUUCUUCAUAUGGUGCAGAAGAAGGUGAUACAGAGAUCGAGGAAAAAGUGGAGGGUGAUAGCUUACCCAGCUCCUUAAUGGAAGAGGUUUCCCAACUCCAUGAAAAUGAAAAAAUCGAUCAAACUGAUGAGAGAGCGGAAGAAAAUGGAGUGGUUUUGAAAUCAGAAGUUACUGCCACAACACUUGAAGUGGAAAAGCAAGUGGAUGAAAAGACAUCUUGUUUAUCUUCACAGUUGAGUGGCAGCACUAUUCAGACUCGUGGGGAUUUAACUAAAGGCUGUCGAGUUGAAGAGAAACUGUCAUCUACACCUGAGAUUCAUGCUGAUUCUCGGGAGGAAAAGGUUGAGAUUGCUGUGGUACUUCCUGAAGGCAAUCCUUUGGAUGCAGAAUUCGAGGAUAAAAAAGAAGAUAUUGUGAAUUCAGAAGUUCAUGUUAAUCAGAUCGGGAAUCAAACACCGAUUCUCGGUCCUCCUAUGUCCGAUCAGAAAGAUGAUUGUGCUGCGCAGGAUUUGGGAAAAACAGACAACAUCAAUAAUUGUUGUGGUGCGGUUUCUAUGCACUCGGAAUCUCCCGCCAUCAUACCCUUGCCAGAAAGUGAUCAGGGUGAAAAAUUAAGUACAAAUACUCCCGAGUUAAUUGGAACCAAAGACCACUUCACCAGUGCAAAUCCUUCACUUUCUGCUGCAAGGUCAGAUACAGUGGUAAAGCUGGACUUCGAUUUAAAUGAAGGUUGUGUUGACGAUGGGAUACCUGAGGAGACCAAUGGAAAUUCAUCUGCUGUUCAGAUGCCUAUUCUCCCACCCUUUCCCAUCCCUUCAGUAUCAGAAAGUUUCCCCAUUUCAAUUACUGUUGCUUCUGCAGCAAAAGGAUCAGUUGUUCCACCAGAAAACUCCCUAGCAAACAAAGUUGAACUUGGAUGGAAGGGUUCAGCUGCUACAAGUGCUUUUCGUCGUGCAGAACCACGAAAAAAUCUUGAAAUGCCACUCAGUUUGAGUGAUGCAUCUCUUGUUACCACCACUAGCAAGGAGGGGCGCCCACCCUUGGACUUUGACCUGAAUGUGCCAGACCAGAGACUCCUAGAAGAAGUUUCUUUGUCCAAUGUGCCGCUGAAAGCAAGUCUUGAAUCAGGACCACGUGAUCGAGGUGGUGGACUUGAUCUCGAUUUGAAUAAAGUUGAUGAAAGUAAUGAUAUGGGCCCAUGUUCUGUGAGCAAGAGUAGGUUGGAACUCCCCAUGUCAAAUAGGCCAUACGUUCCUGGUGGAUUAGGCAAUGGUGGAUUCAGUGUCUCCAGAAACUUCGAUUUGAACAAUGGACCAUCCCUUGAUGAAAUGGGGGCUGAAACAGUACCUCCUAGUCAGCAGAAUAAAAGUUACAUGGCAUUUCCAUCACUUCUCCCUGGGAUGAAGGUGAACUCCGGAGAAAUUGGGAACUUCUAUUCUUGGUAUCCUCAGGGGAAUUCGUAUUCGGCAGUAACAACAAUCCCAUCAGUUUUGCCAGGUAGAGGAGAACAAAAUUAUGUUCCUGCUGCUGUUUCUCAGAGAGUAUUUGCUCCCCCGGCUGGCACCGGCUUUGCUGCUGAACUUUAUCGGGCACCAGUAUUUUCUUCCUCUCCUGCUUUGGCAUUUCCACCUACUAACUCCUUUAGUUAUUCUAGGUUCCCUUUUGAAACCAGUUUUCCUCUACAAUCAAACACUUUUUCAGGUUGUUCAACGUCUGACAUGGAAUCAUCCUCUGGUUGUUCGCUCGGAUUCCCUACCAUAACUUCUCAUUUAUUAGGACCUGCUGGGGUAGUCCCUACUCCUUAUCCAAGGCCCUUCAUUAUGAGCUAUCCAAGUGGCAGUGGUACUGUUGGUCCUGAGAUUGGAAAAUGGGGAAGCCAGGGUUUGGAUCUUAAUGCCGGUCAUGGGAUUAUAGAUAAAGAAAGAAUUGAUGAGAAGUUGCCUUUAGCCUUGAGACAACUUUCAGUCCCCAGUCCGCAAACUUUUGCCGAUGAGCAGCUAAAGAUGUUUCAGAUAGGUAGCCACAAGAGAAAAGAACCCGACAGUGGCUUAGAUGCUGCUGACAGGCUAAACUACAAGCAACAAUGAGUGAGGGUGGUAGCAUUUCAUCGUGGUCACGGUCACAAGCCAAAAAAUUAGAAACCGAGAAAAAGAACACAGUAUAGAUGCAUCGUCGAGCAAAUAAUCAAGGACUGUUUAUGACGGGGCUCGUGUUCCCUUUCAAAUGUUGUAGCGACAUCACGGGUUUUCAGGCAGCCGUUUUUCCCCCCUCUGCUGGACACAUUUUGACAGAUUUGUUUCACUCAAGCAGACAAGGUUUCAUUUGUAAAUAUCUAACUUAAUAGAAGCAUAAGGAAGUUGCUAUCUAGAAACCUGAUGAAUGGUGUCCUCCGACAUGUGGUCGAUUUCCAUCCAUUCAGGUACGCUUUCGAGCCAAUCCUUUCUCUCAAUCCUUUGGAAACAGAACUGAAUGUAAUGACUUUUCGAGUUGUGGCCGUCUUUCUCAACGAUGCUCAGCUGUGUUUUCCCUUACAUAUGUAGCCAUUACUUCAUUCUUACUGUUAGGUUCUUUUUUAUUGAUAGUAAUACACAGGCCCCGCCCCCUUUCUCUCA
Cucurbita pepo subsp. pepo (vegetable marrow) is the source of this 5735-nucleotide messenger RNA. RefSeq lists its product as uncharacterized. Lineage: Eukaryota; Viridiplantae; Streptophyta; Magnoliopsida; Cucurbitales; Cucurbitaceae. Gene Ontology annotation, molecular function: chromatin binding. Gene Ontology annotation, cellular component: nucleus. The record is from RefSeq and is a predicted model, not a curated record.